AUGGCUAACAACAAUAACAACCUAGCUGCUACUAUUCGCCUCUUGGUGGAAAAACUGACUCAGGAGAGAGCUGAGCGUCCCAAUUCUGCUGGGGACAUGUUUGAGACAUUAGCUAAGGUUAAGCCACCAUACUAUAAGGGGCAAGCUGAUACUACCUUCCUAGAAAACUGGAUAAGGGAGUUUGAGAAAAUCUUUAGGACUGUGAAAUGUCCUGAGGGAAUUAGAGUGGGUCAAGAUGUGUUAUACCUUAACGAUGAGGUUGACUUAUGGUGGAGAGAAAAUGGAGCUAGACUGAGUGUUGUCGAAGGUUUCACCUGGGAUGCUUUUGUUAUUGCCACGUUUAUGAGGAAACAGAAGGUCCAGGAAUUCAUUAACCUUAUGAUGGGUAGUAUGACCAUCUCGGAGUAUUACAACAAGUUUAUAGCAUUGUCGAGGUUUGCACCUAAGGUUGUAGCUACUGAGGAGUUGAAGUCUCAGAGGUUUGAGCAAAGGUUGACUGAUGAGAUACAACUAGCGUUAGGAGAGUUCAAUUUGGGAGACCUAGAUGUUAUUCGUGGGAUGAACUGGUUAUGUUUCUACAAGGCCAAUAUAGACAGUAAGGUUCAGAAGGUAGUAUUGAGAAACCCUUUGGGAAAAUUGACCUUCUAUAAACACUUUGGGAAGCCUAAGAACUUUAGGGUUAUCUCUGCGAUGCAAGUGAGGAAGUUGAUGAAGAAGGGGUGUGAGUUAUUUUUCUAUAGUGUGCAGGAUGUGAGUAAGGAAGUUGGGGUCAAUAUUGAAGAUGUCCCAAUUUUGAACGAGUUUAUGGAUGUAUUUUCGAGUGAGAUUUUGGGUAUGCCGCCUCCUACGGCUGUUGAGUUCACCAUAGACUAA
This is a messenger RNA of Beta vulgaris subsp. vulgaris (sugar beet), 873 nucleotides long. RefSeq lists its product as uncharacterized. NCBI's taxonomy places the organism in Eukaryota, Viridiplantae, Streptophyta, Magnoliopsida, Caryophyllales, Amaranthaceae. The transcript has 2 exons. Bases 1 to 873 code for a protein of 290 amino acids. The record is from RefSeq and is a predicted model, not a curated record.